Molecule: messenger RNA, 486 nt
Organism: Gongylonema pulchrum
Lineage: Eukaryota; Metazoa; Nematoda; Chromadorea; Rhabditida; Gongylonematidae
Source: the annotation of a GenBank genome assembly
AUGCAAAUACGCAUAAGCUGUUGGCAUCGUAUUUCGUCGAGACAACACUCCUGCCGUCCAUGUUACGAUAUCAUAUCAGGCAAGUUCACACUUUUCCAAGAGAUUGCAAAUGGCGAGGGCGAGCAAAAGCUGUGGGACUUCGAUAAGUCGUUCGAUUUGGCAGUUGAACCUUCUUAUUUCCAAAAAAGUGGGUUUGAGGCCUUGGAUUGUUUUUUCAGUCGUGGCUUCUCACCGAGAGAGCUGGUGCCGCUUGACUUCUGUCUUUGGAUUCACAGCAACGAAGUGAAUGUCAACGACUGGCUUCUGUGCGAAAAUCAUUUUUCAAUAGCAAUUUACAGCGUGAAUGUUGCAAACCGGAUUUCAGAAUGUGGACGAGCAUUUAUUGAGCAUCACUUGUGGACGGUUACUGGCAAUCUAAUAAUGACUGCUAGCUCAGAAGCAAUCAUCAAAGGCGUUUUUCUGGAGCGAAAGGCCAGCAUUGGCUAG